This is a messenger RNA of Lathyrus oleraceus (garden pea), 492 nucleotides long. RefSeq lists its product as uncharacterized. Lineage: Eukaryota; Viridiplantae; Streptophyta; Magnoliopsida; Fabales; Fabaceae. Bases 1 to 492 code for a protein of 163 amino acids. The record is from RefSeq and is a predicted model, not a curated record. Gene Ontology annotation, molecular function: RNA-DNA hybrid ribonuclease activity; nucleic acid binding. The transcript has a single exon.
AUGGUGGAGUACGAGCCUCGUAUCAUCGAUAUUGAAGCCACGAUUGAUCUUAGGAUCAAAAUCCUUGAAGUCUACAAAGAUUCAGCCUUGGUUGUUAGCCAAGUCAAAGAAUAUCGGGAUACUAGAGAGCACAAGCUUAUCCCUUACAAGGAGCAUGUCUUGAAAAUUGUCCCUUACUUUAACGAGAUUACAUCCCACCACAUCCCUCGGGAAGAUAAUCAACUAGCUGACGCCUUGGCAACCUUGGCGUUCAUGUUUAAGGUCAAGUGGAAGAAUGAAGACCCAUCCUUUCACCUCAACUACUUUGACGAGCUCGCUUACUGUUUGGCGUACGAAGACGAAGCCGACGAUUAUCCUUGGUUCUAUGACAAUAUGAGAUUCUUAGAAUGCCAAGAAUAUCCAAAGGAUGCAUCCAUUACCGAUAAGAAAUACAUUUGGAAAUUGUCUUCCAAGUUCUUCUUAACUGGUUGGGUACUCUACAAGAGAAAUUAA